Messenger RNA from Pocillopora damicornis (cauliflower coral), 1690 nucleotides. Its product is annotated as RNA-binding region-containing protein 3. Gene Ontology annotation, molecular function: pre-mRNA intronic binding; U12 snRNA binding. Gene Ontology annotation, biological process: mRNA splicing, via spliceosome. The record is from RefSeq and is a predicted model, not a curated record. NCBI's taxonomy places the organism in Eukaryota, Metazoa, Cnidaria, Anthozoa, Scleractinia, Pocilloporidae. Gene Ontology annotation, cellular component: U12-type spliceosomal complex.
AAAUGGCGGACGACAUGUCAACGAAGUUGUUAGUGAGACAUUUGCCCUCUCAGCUCAGUGUGCACGAGAAAACGGAUUUACUGAAACAUUUCGGAGCUAAAGAAGUAAUAUGUAUGGAAAGGAGAGGAAAACUGAGAGAUGCAGCUUUUGCUGAGUUUUCCACCCAGGCACAAACUGCUCAGGCUAUUUCUCAGUUACACCAGUCUGAGGUUCUUGGCAGCCGAUUGACAGUAGAGUACGCUAAACCUCAUCAUGAACACCUUGCAGCUCAACAGUGUAGCAGGGUCUCCCCUUCAAUAGCACUGGAUGAAAACAAAAAUGAUGACAAAGAAACAAGAAAAUUGGAGACAGAACAAGCUGGUAGCAAAGUUAAAGUGAAGUCUGGUGACACACAAGGCAUGGCACCAAGUUUAGGAAUUAAGUACAAUUGCAACCCAAGUCUUCACUAUGUCUACCCUCCAGUAAACACUGCAAUUCUCACCAACAUCGCCCACACAUUGGCAUGUGUUCCAAAAUUUUAUGUCCAGGUUUUGCAUCUGAUGAACAAAAUGAAUCUUCCUGCUCCAUUUGGACAAAUUACCCCCACCCCACCCUUUUUAGGUGAAGGACCAGAAGCACCGCAGGCAGCUUCAUCAGAUGACGACAGAUCUAUGUCCAGCGACGAGUCCGAAUUAGAGAGCGAUGAAGAAGAACGGGAGAAAAGAGCGAAAGAAAGGGCUGAACAUGCCCAAAGAAUGUCUGCUUCCAAACCAGGCAAAAGUGCCCAGAAAAGACACAAAGUAAACCUUCCAACAUCAAAACCACCAGCCAAGAAAUUCAAGGCAAGUUCUUCAACCAAACAAAUACCUGUAGAGAAAGCAUUUGAACAGCCGUCCGGCCAACCAAAGAGGAUUGAGUUCAAGCUCAUAGAGGCCAUCUCAAAUAUAUUUGAAUCUGCAGCAUAUACUGAGGCUACAGCUGUUGCGCCUCCAGAGGCAGAAGGAUUUGGUAGAUUUGCGCCUCCAGCGGAUCUUGAAGAUGACAAGGAUGAACUGGAAGAAGAAGAAGAAGAAGAGGAGUCUUUUUCUGAGGACAGUAGCGAAUUUAUCUCAUCCGCCGAACUGCGCAGAAACAGAAUAAGUACCAAAGAAAUGCCGGAGAUUUCUGCUUUCAAGAAUUAUACACCCGGAGAUCCGACAUGCAGGCUUUACAUUAAAAAUCUGGCAAAAACAGUCGAAGAGAAGAUUUGACAUCCGGCUGAUGAAAGAAGGUCGCAUGAAGGGCCAAGCUUUUGUUACAUUACCGAGUGAAGAGAAGGCAAAAAAGGCUCUCAGAGAUGCACACGGUUACAUCCUGCAGGGGAAACCCAUGGUUAUCGUAUCCUUGUUUAUAGAGUUUGCAUGGAAUAAGCAGCGGAUUCCUAUUUAAGCGUUUUGAGAUCACUAUGUUGAGCGAGUAGAAACAACCGAGAGAGCAGAGCGCGAGUGACUGGUGACGAACACAACGCGCGAGGGACCAUAGGAAAAAGGAACAUGAGCCUCUUUAACCAUACCUUCACUUCCUUGCGCUCUUAAUUCAUUUCCGUUAAGAGGCGUCUGGAGGUUAAGGCAGGAUCUUUGGGCGGGAGCCGGGUCCUCCUUAGUACCACGGGUAGGGGAUGAAGAUUAGGAGGGUAGUGUCUGAACGUUGUCUGAAAUGCUGUACUGAUCUG